Molecule: messenger RNA, 2319 nt
Organism: Salvelinus sp. IW2-2015
Lineage: Eukaryota; Metazoa; Chordata; Actinopteri; Salmoniformes; Salmonidae
Product: ras-related protein Rab-5A
Cellular component (GO): Golgi apparatus; endosome
Molecular function (GO): GTPase activity; GTP binding
Source: RefSeq, a predicted model, not a curated record
UACUCGAUUUAUCYUCAUACACCGUACCAUGCUAAACAAACGGGAAGUGGGAAAGGGACAAGCUUUAUGAAAUUUAUCGACCUUUGAAAAGAUUGUGGAGUGCCGGAAAUAUAUAUAUUUUUUGUAAAUCCCUUCAGCUACCUAGUUAAUUAUAUCGGAUAAGUUCUAGGAGUGKCCAUUCAAGCGGUACUUCUGCAUCCAGAGCAAGAGACUCGGGUGUAGGACAUGGCAAGUAGGGGUGGUGCAACACGACCCAAUGGGCCGAACACAGGCAACAAGAUCUCCCAGUUCAAAUUAGUACUCUUAGGGGAGUCCGCCGUGGGAAAGUCCAGUCUUGUACUUCGCUUCGUCAAGGGCCAGUUUCAUGAAUUCCAAGAGAGCACAAUCGGAGCUGCCUUCCUGACUCAGACAGUAUGUUUGGAUGACACGACAGUCAAGUUUGAGAUAUGGGACACAGCUGGUCAGGAGCGCUACCACAGCUUAGCACCCAUGUACUACAGAGGUGCCCAGGCCGCAAUCGUGGUCUACGACAUCACUAACAAAGACUCCUUUGCACGAGCAAAGAACUGGGUUAAGGAACUUCAGAGACAAGCCAGUCCAAAUAUUGUAAUAGCGUUGGCUGGGAACAAAGCUGACCUUGCAAACAAAAGAGCAUUGGAUUUUCAGGAUGCCCAGUCAUAUGCAGAUGAUAACAGUUUACUGUUCAUGGAAACAUCAGCAAAGACCUCUAUGAACGUUAAUGAGAUGUUCAUGGCUAUUGCAAAGAAAUUACCCAAGAACGAGCCUCAAGCUGACGGCGCGUACAGUGGGCGGAACCGGGGAGUGGAUCUUACGGAGGCAGCUCAGCCGGCCAGUCGCUCCUGCUGCAGUACCUAAACCUGGCCCACUCUUCCCACAUGCACCUUCCCCCUCUCCUCCUAACUUUGAAUAACAUCUGGACAUGGUGUUCCCCUUUCUGACAUCAGACCUUCCACCUCUCGUCCUUUCUCCCCAGAAUAGCUAAAGACUCUGUAUAGCUGCAUUUAAAACUUUUUUGUUUGUUUUUACUUACACUUUUUAAAAUAAAUGUCAGUAUAAUGUAUGCAUGUAUCACUACAAGGCCUAAAACAUUUUUUUUUUUUUUUUACUUAAUUCAGUUGGAAGACUAACCUCUAUGAGAGAGAGAAAGGUGUGUGUCUGAUUCCCUGAAGAGAAAGUGUAAACUAGGUCAUAGGGUUAGUGGACUGGGGAUAAAAGUAAGUUGUGUUUUUCCAACCAAAACAAACCAAAUUCCCCCAUUGUUAAAUGCCUGGAGGCUAUGACUGUUUGUACUGAGUAUAAUAACAUUAUUGAAGCAGUGUCAGGCACGGACUGUCAAACCAAGCAUUCCACUUCCUGGCACCUGCUGCCGAGACGACGACAUCUUCGUCUGCAGAGAAGUUUGGCGAGAACAUCCAACGCCAUUACACAACUGGCCCACUGCAACCGGUUGCACAGGAUUUAAGGGUGGUUUUGUGAUUGGAUGGCUGGUGACUGCAAGUUUGUCACAUCUAUGAUGACUGGCUUGUGCAUCAUGGGAAGUCCCUCUUGAAAUCACAACAUUCUCUGGUUGAUGCAUUGAUUUAAUGAAGAACACUGAGACAGUUGAACAUGCUCCGACAAGCAUUGUAAAUUGUCUUGUUAAGACRUUACAUAUGACUAGUCCUUUGUUUCCCCAAACUGCUAUUGUUGAACUAUCAACUUGUCAGAAUUAGUGGUGUUUAAAAUUAGGCCUCAAAACAUGCACCAACAUAAGUCUUGACUAUUACCUAUCAUCAGUCUGUGYAAUAUUACUCUGUUACAUAGGGUGUUGCAAUGUUGUCUUCUACCAAUACAUCUUGGAGGGCAUAAGCUUGUCUGGAAGAUGUCUAGAGAUUUCGAACAAUUGUACAGUACACCAUUGUAGGUCUAGGUCAGCUAUGGAUUUAUUACCUUGUCACAAACUGGUUAAAUGCUAAUCAAUGGUGGUCUUUUUAAAUAUGUAGUGUUAUUAACAAUUCAAUUGCAACUCACCUGUGUCUUGGUACUUUUCUCAAAAUGGUCUGUUCAUAUUUCAGAGGACUCUUAUUGCAUUGAACAAUUGUUGGUUAUAUUUUAAUUKAUGACUGGCCGUUACAUUUUAUAAAACUGAUACACUGUGUUGGACUUGCUAACCUAUUGCCUCAAACAACCGAUAGUGGGACUAACUGACUGGUAGUCUUUCUGAAGCCAGGUGGAUUUAACAAUGUAAAACAUGACUAGUGAAGAAGGACUGAUCAGUUUGAGUGUCAGGGUACAAGUCAAUAAAUUCAAUAAAUUAGG